This is a messenger RNA of Quercus robur (English oak), 1555 nucleotides long. RefSeq lists its product as uncharacterized. The transcript has a single exon. The record is from RefSeq and is a predicted model, not a curated record. NCBI's taxonomy places the organism in Eukaryota, Viridiplantae, Streptophyta, Magnoliopsida, Fagales, Fagaceae. Bases 245 to 1537 code for a protein of 430 amino acids.
GUGUAAAGAAUUCGGAUGCCCUUACUACAGACAUCAUAAAUCAUGUGCGGAAUUGCCGCUUGGGUUGCACCAUCCCUUGCACCCAAUCCAUCCUCUUAUUCUCUCUCCUGAACAGAUAGAUUAUGGCAAAAACAUACAAUUUAGCAAAUGCGUACUCUGCAAUGAAUCUCGCAACCAAUACACUUAUCGGUGUUCCCGCUGCGACUUUAGUCUUCACUUCAAAUGCGAUUCUUUACCUCCCACCAUGGAGGCUGAAGUCCACGAACACCCUUUGACCCCUGUUUGGAAGUGGAUCACCUUCACAUGUGACCUUUGUGGCGUAGAAGACAAAGGUUUGCCCUUUCUGUGUAAUUCAUGUUGUUUCUUGAUUCAUAGAAAAUGUGCUUAUCAAUACCCACGCAGAGUCAAAGUUGUGCGUCACAAGCACCUCCUCCACCUCACCCUUUCUUCUCUUGAAUUCCAUCAACCCGACUCCCGAUUUUGUCAAAUAUGUGUUCGUAAAGUGGACACACGUUAUGGGCUUUACUAUUGCUCCAGAUGCAAUUUCGUUGCCCACCUUGAUUGUGCUAUAGCCAAGGAAAACAGGGAGGAUAUAGAUUUGUCAAAAUUUAAAGAUGAGGAUUCAGAGGUCGAUGAGUCCAUUGACUCAGCAGCACCUUACGAAGUCAAAAAAUUCAAUGUGGGGGAGGACAAAACUCAAAUAGACACAGAAAUUGCACACUUUAGUCACGAGCAUGAUUUAAAUCUUACUGAUGAGGUUCAAAAUAGCCAAAAAUGCAAUGGGUGCUCACGAGCCAUUGUCCCUCCCUUUUAUAGUUGUGCCAAGUGUAGCUUCUUUCUUCAUAAAUCUUGUGCUAAUUUACCCAAGAAAAAGCGACAUCCACUUCAUCAACACCCACUCACCCUCGUCCCAAUGAAACCAAGUGGGUUUUUUUGGUGUGGUGCCUGUAAGCGGGUUUGUAAUGGCUUCUCCUAUAAAUGUGAAGGAUGUGAUUUUGAUCUUGAUGUUCAGUGUAGUUUGCUCUCAGACAUCCUUGUCCACGAAGGUCAUGAGCACCAACUUAUUCUCUCCAGCACAACAUAUCAACAAAAUUGCACUAGUUGUAAUUUUAAAAGUAACCAAAUAUUUCGUUGUACUGUUUGUGAAUUUGCUCUCGACUUCAAAUGUGCUACGCUACCAUAUACCACAAGGUACAGACAACAUGAGCAUCCCCUCAGUCUUAGUUAUGCUGUUGAAGAUGACUCUAAUGAGUAUUAUUGUGAUAUCUGUGAAGAAGAACGAGAUCCAAAACAUUGGUUCUAUUACUGUGAAAAUUGCAGUUAUCCUGCUCAUCCCAAUUGCAUUUUUGGGAUAUACACAAAUAUUAGGUCUGGAGAUGUUUUCACAUCUAACUGUCACUCACACCCCCUUACCUUCACUGUGGAAACUGAAGACGGUCCUCAAUGCCACAGUUGUGGUGAUCCUUGUAGAGAGUUUAUCUUACAAUGUGCCUCGUGUAAUUUUUACAUCCACGAUAAAUGUUUAUGGAAAAGAUGAAUGUAAUUUUAAUUUUUA